AUGUAUACAACUAUCGCCCUUCUCAUUUGGACAACCGGGACUUAUGCCCAUUAUGUAAGGAACGACUCUUCUGGCAAUACGGAUCGCUUCCCCGAAGACUUUCUAUUUGGUGUUGCAACCGCAGCUUAUCAAGUCGAAGGCGGUUGGGACGCGGACGGCAAAGGUCCAUCGAUGUGGGACCACUUUGUUCAGAACAACCCCGACGCCAUCGCGGACAGGAGCAACGCUGACGUGGCCGCCAACUCUUACGAGCUGUACAAACGCGACGUGGAAAUGCUGACGGAGCUCGGGGUCGGCGCGUUCCGAUUUUCCAUAUCCUGGCCGCGGAUUUUACCUUACGGCACGUCCGACUACGUGAACCCGAUGGGCGUGGCGUACUACAACAGCUUGAUAGACGAACUGCUGGCCAAUGGUAUAACGCCCUUCGUCACGAUGUACCACUGGGAUUUGCCGCAAGCGCUGAGCGAGCGAGGCGGCUGGCUUAACGCCGAGGUGGUGGACUGGUUCGGCAACUACUCGCGGGUGCUGUACGAGAAUUUCGGCGACCGGGUGAAGUUCUGGAUGACGAUCAACGAGCCGUAUAUCCAUUGCAAGCUGGGCUAUGGCAUCGGUGAACACGCACCCGGCGUGCGAUCGCCCGGCCAGGGCUUUUACGACUGCGGCCGCAACGUUUUAAUGGCGAACGCGAGGGCGUAUCGGGCCUACGACGAGUUCAGGGGUUCUCAGGGCGGCCAAGUCGGCCUGGUGUUCAGCAUGAACUGGCCCGAGCCCGACACCGACUCGGAAGACGACUUAGACGCGGUCAACAGUUAUUUCGCCUUUAACCUGGGACAGUACGCUGACCCGAUAUUUACAGAGAGGGGUAACUACCCCGACCUCCUACUGGAGAGGGUGGAGACGGCGAGCUACAACCAAGGCUAUAACAAGUCCAGGCUGAGGCGCCUUACCGAAGAGGAGGCGGUCUACAUAAAAGGAACGUCCGAUUUCUUCGCGCUCAAUCAUUACGACAUUGACAUCGUUUACAGAAACGAAUCUCUGCAGGGAAUGUUCGAGGUGCCCUCCGCGGAAGACGAUGGCUACUUUGCCUAUUACACAAAUAGUUCAAGAACAAAAUCCGAAAAUCGCAGUAUGGAACUAUGGGAAUACUCGCCAGGUUUUUACAAGCUAUUGAAUUACAUUAGAGAAAACUAUAACGACCCAGUUAUAUAUGUAACGGAGAAUGGGAAAAAUACUCCAAAGGGCCUACAGGACACCGCUAGAAUAGAGUACCUCAGAAAUUAUAUAACCGCCAUGCUUGGUGCAAUAAAGAGCGGGGUAAAUAUUAAAGGUUACUUUGCCUGGAGUCUAAUGGACGACUUUGAAUGGGAUUCGGGAUAUACGUUGAAAUACGGCCUGUACGAAAUAGACAUGACGGAUCCCGCAAGGACUAGAGUCCCUCGUACUUCUGCGUUCGUUUACAAGGAGAUCAUCAGAAGCGGCACCGUUGACUACGAUUACAACCCUGACCCUUAUGGUAUAAAUAAGAGCAGCGCGAGCACUGCGAUACUGGGUCUAAUAACUGUCACUGCUUUGAUCAAUUUCCUUAAG
Messenger RNA from Iphiclides podalirius (scarce swallowtail), 1587 nucleotides. Lineage: Eukaryota; Metazoa; Arthropoda; Insecta; Lepidoptera; Papilionidae. The record is from the annotation of a GenBank genome assembly.